Molecule: messenger RNA, 1322 nt
Organism: Entelurus aequoreus (snake pipefish)
Lineage: Eukaryota; Metazoa; Chordata; Actinopteri; Syngnathiformes; Syngnathidae
Gene: tpgs1
Product: tubulin polyglutamylase complex subunit 1
Exons: 2
Coding region: 100-1119 (339 amino acids)
Biological process (GO): protein polyglutamylation
Molecular function (GO): microtubule binding
Source: RefSeq, a predicted model, not a curated record
UUGAAACCGCUAUUUUCAAACUAAUAGCUGACUAAAUAGUUUACGGAAGAACAUAUUUGAAUUAGUCCACGUUUUAACUAUAUCACAAAUAAAAACGUUAUGCGGGACUUUAGGUAUGAUACUCACUUUUUGAAGCACCCACUUCCGCUGCCACCAACAAACAUGGCCGACAGAGAGAAGCGCCGGUCCGGAGUGUCUCCCCCUGCUGUCGUGGCCGAAGGCAAGACCUCCAAGUCGGACACGGACAGAGACUUCCUAUCGCAGGCCGGCGUCGGGGAGCUUCUACGCGGUGCCGUGUUAAAGAUGGUCGAAGCCAGGCCGGACGACCCCAUUGGCUUCCUGGCCGACCACUUCGGCGGCCUCGCCUCGGUGGUGGAGGCCGGCAGCGGCGACAAGGACCACCUGAACAACGGCUCGCCGGGAGGAGGAGCCCUGGCUCAGCAGCGUCUAAACCGGGCACUGUGGCACCUGCGCCUGGCUCACCACUCCCAGAGAUCGGCGUUCAGCAACAACGUCCGUGUAGCUUACAACCUCCUGAACCUCGCCGGGGCCUUCCAAGGUCCACAUGAGGUACAGGAGGACCCCCGUGAUUCCCCAAGAGUGUCAGGCGGAGGGGGCGUCCGAGGGGGCGUGUACAUACAGACUCUGCAGUGCCUGUGCAGCGAGGGCGGCAUCCCGGCCUCCACCGCCGCCCCUCUCCUGUGUCGCCUCCACUGCCAAGACCACGAGGUCGUCCCUUACGACGUCUUCCGCCACGGCGUGCUCACGUGCGCCAUUUUCUCGGACUACAUCCGCCAAGCCCAGCGGCUUUACGCCGAAGUGUGCUGCCCGGACGAGGGGUCGCCGUCACGGGCGCUGUGUCUGGCCGUGCUCGGCACCCUGAAGGACGCCUUAGAGACGUCGCGGGCGUGUGACGCCAACGCCAGAGGCGACCUCUGCUUGGAGUCCGGGGCGAAGGCCGUUCGCUACCUGGAGGCCAACGCCAAGAUGUCGCCGCACCAGCUGGCACAGGCCAUGACGGCGGCGCGCACGCGGGGGCCGGGCGGCGACAUGGACGCGAAGGAAUUCGAGAAUUCUGCAGCGGAACUCUUUAUCGCUCGUGUUAAAGUUGUUACUUGACAGUGUGCUACUACCGCCAGCUGACUGUUUAGAGACUUGAGUAGAAGUACCUUCCAUAAAGAAGAACUAUAUGCAUGUUCCUUUGUUUGCUGAGAAAUGCAAUAAUGUCUGAUCUUCAACCCGUGCAAUAAAUUCCUUAUUUUGUUGAAGAGGUUCAUUUAGCCUACUGAUGUGUAUUUAUAAAUGGUUGAUUUAUAUAGGCU